CUCACUGCCACCUUCUUUACCACCUUUCAAGCUGAAGUUCUAACUCUAAAGCAUGGACUUCACUGCCACACUCUUGUUCUUUGCUCUUUUCAUAUCCUCCAUCCAAGCUGUAGACCCUUGUGGUUCUCGGCCACAAAACAAAGACCUAUCGGUGAUUCCAAUCUACGGGAAAUGCUCACCAUUCAAACCACCCAAACCAGAGUCAUGGGUCGACACUGUCAUCAACAUGGCUUCAAAAGACCCAGCAAGGCUCAAGUACUUGUCCAGCCUCGUAGCCCAAAAGACCACUGCGGUUCCCAUUGCUUCAGGCCAACAAGUCCUCAGCAUUGGCAACUACGUGGUCAAGGUCAAGCUCGGAACCCCGGGGCAGGUCAUUUUCAUGGUGCUGGAUACUAGUAACAAUGUUGCUUGGGUUCCCUGCUCCGGCUGCACUGGUUGCUCCGCCACCACUUUCUUGCCCUCUGCUUCUUCGAGUUAUGGCUCGUUGGAUUGCUCCUUGCCACAAUGCAACCAGGUCCAUGGGCUCUCAUGCCCGGCUACGGGGGCUGCUGCUUGCUUUUUUAACCAAUCCUACGGUGGUGAUUCGUCUUUCUCCGCCAACUUGGCUCAAGAUUCCUUAACAUUAACAAACGAUGUUAUCCCAAAUUUUGCUUUUGGAUGUAUUAACAGCAUCUCUGGUAAUUCAAUCCCACCCCAAGGGCUAUUGGGUAUGGGCCGGGGACCCAUGUCACUACUUUCACAAUCCGGGUCGCUAUACAAAAGUGUGUUUUCCUAUUGUUUGCCCAGUUUCAAGUCCAAUUACUUUUCGGGCUCCCUUAAACUCGGGCCUGCAGGUCAACCCUAGAAUAUUCGAACCACCCCGCUGUUAAAAAGCCCACACCGGCCCUCCCUUUACUACGUAAACCUAACCGGGGUCAGUGUUGGCCGGGUUCGGGUCCCCAUCCCCCCUGAAUGCCUAGCGUUUAACCCGAAUACUGGGGCAGGGACCAUCAUUGAUUCGGGUACGGUUGUAACCCGAUUCGUCCGACCCCUUUAUGAGGCAAUCAGGAAUGAGUUUGUGAAACAUGUGAAAGGCCCAUUUUCAACAAUAGGGCUAUUCGACACGUGCUUUGAGGCAAAAGCGGAAGUUGAGCUACCCUCACUAACAUUACAUUUCGAAGGCUUGUCCAUGAAACUGCCAAUGGAAAACACCUUCUUACAUACCAGUGCAGGGUCACAUGCUUGCUUGGCAAUAGCACCAGCUCCAAACAAUGUGAACGCCGCCAUGAAUGUAAUAGCCAAUUUGCAGCAGCAAAAUCAUAGGAUUUUGUUUGAUGUCGCAAAUUCUCGCUUGGGGAUAGCUCGUGAAGCUUGUAACUAGGCUUAUUUCUUGUCGUUUAGGCUAAGUUUCUGGUUUUAUUUAACGAAAAAAGAAGAAGAUGGUGUAGUAAGCUCAAUAAACACAGGACAAGAAAACCCUUUUGCGUUGGUUAUUUUAAGUUUUCAAUGAAAUAUCAAAGGGAUGGAAGAAGCAACCUCUGAAGUUUAAAA
This is a messenger RNA of Gossypium raimondii (Peruvian cotton), 1530 nucleotides long. RefSeq names its product aspartyl protease AED3-like. The record is from RefSeq and is a predicted model, not a curated record. Gene Ontology annotation, molecular function: aspartic-type endopeptidase activity. The transcript has a single exon. Gene Ontology annotation, biological process: proteolysis. Lineage: Eukaryota; Viridiplantae; Streptophyta; Magnoliopsida; Malvales; Malvaceae. The coding region runs from base 53 to 844 and encodes 263 amino acids.